UCUUGUCACGUUUAGUUUUGUGAUGGCGUCAAAUUCCGAACAGUUGGCGAUCGUCCUCGUAUUUUUCAAAAUAUGCAACUGCUUUUAUGUAUACAACACCCAGUUUAAAUGAAAAAUGAAACGAUCGAAAAUUGACAUAAUCAACACUGUCGAAUCCUACUUAAAACGGAGGCAUUAUCAUCAGGAGUGUGACGUUCUUCGUAAACCUGAACGCGGAGAUUGUCAAACCAGCGCCGCCGAAAUGACUUUAAGCACGACUGUUGAGUGCAGUACUUCUCGUGAGAAUUCAAUCGUUUUUAGCGCUAUUACAAACGACGCUGGAGUCGCUGAUCAGGCAUAUCACAAAUUGAAAAUAUGGAUUCAAACAGUAAACAAUGAAAAGCUGAAGAUUGAACUGCAAGGAGUAUUGUAUCCGAUAUUUUGUCAUUUAUAUCUGGAGAUGUUGCACGGUGGUAACAGACAGGCAGCUAUUCAGUUUUUAAAAAUGUACCAAAACGAUUUUGUCUCUGAUACCGAACGAGACUUUUUAGAAGAACUAUCUAGCGUAUUUUCUAUUCAAGAUAUAGAACUCAGGCCAUUGGUUAAUGCGUUCAGAACAAGAAAAUACAAGGUCGAUAUGUCGGACGAUGCUCACUUCUGCCUUCAAAAGUUUCUUGCUAAACAGGGACAUGUUAUUUUAAUGCAGGUAAUAAAUACACAUGUGACAAUAAUCAGAAAAAUAUCAGAAGUACAUCCAGAUGAAGAUAGAAGUUGUGAACGUGGACCAAAGAGAGAAUCGGUAAUUAACGGCCAUGUCGAGCAACCUUCGGGUACAGGUGUAGAUCGUGAAAUGCGUGAACUCCAAGAAGCUAUUCGAUUGAUCCGUAGUAACGUUCAUCAACCAUUGAGGGUCUACGCCAUUAACAAUGCCAAUGAAAACGCUAGCUGCGGUUCAAUUACGCCCAACAUAGACAGGCUAGCAGCAGGAUUUAGCACUUCCGAAAUAAGACUGUGGGGAAUAUCAGAUACGGUACUUACAAAGCCAAGACUUAAAGCAGCGCCACUCAAUUUUCCAUCUAAGAAUCCAUCCACCAGUAGAAGUUUAUGGUCCGAGGACCAUAUGGAUGAAGCAGGGGCAAUUGUGAUGCGAGGGCACACGGAUGUGGUACACGAUUUAAAAUUCAUUCCCGAAGCUGAUGUUCUUCUAUCUGUAUCUAGUGACAAAGAUAUGAGAGCAUGGCGACUGAGCGAUUAUUCCUGUGCAGCUAUAUACAACGGACAUAAUUAUCCUGUAUGGUGCAUGGAUACCAGUGUAUUUAAUUUGUACAUAGCAACUGGUUCGCACGAUCGUACUGCCAAACUCUGGUCGCUAGACCGAACUUUUCCACUUCGGAUAUUUGCCGGUCAUUUUCUAGAUGUUAAUUGCAUUAGAUUUCAUCCUAAUGCCCGAUAUCUAGCAACUGGUUCAGCAGACAAAACUAUAAGGCUAUGGAGCAAAGAUGAUGGUAGCUUGGUUAGAGUUUAUGUUGGCGCUCGGUCAACAAUUUACAGUCUUGCCUUUAGUCCAGAUGGAAAGUAUUUAGCCGCUGCUGGUGACGACAAAAGUGUAUCUAUAUGGGAUUUAGCAACGAAUACCCAGUUAAUUGAGUUGAAGGGUCACCAGGAUACAGUAAUGAAUUUGGAUUGGAGUUCCGAUGGCCAGUAUAUUGCUAGUGCUAGUAUAGAUGGAGCAGUGCGACUUUGGUCGACUCAACGACACAUAAAUACCAGUAAUGGGGACAACACAAACUCACAAUCUGGACAAGACAAUUCUCAAGUAUAUCCAACAAAUUGCUCAAGUAUUUUAUCACUACAAUACCAUCAGAAGAAUGACUCACUUGUUUGUAUUGGAACGUCGUAGGCUAAUGUGUGUAUACUACUGUAACUGAGUUAUGAAUUAUUUAUUUUAUUCGCGUCACUGUAGGAAAGAAAAUGUAUAAGUGAGCAAUUACCGUAUAAGGCCUCAUAAUAGUUGAUAUGGUAUCUGUAUUCAUCAGCAUAAACUGCAAAUAACUACCUAAAUUUAAUAAGAUUAUCAGUUUUCAUGACUUUAUUGUGUCAAUGACUUUAGCAGUAGUACCGUUGACGAUUUUUACUGUUAGAACUUUUAUAGUGAAUUCUAAUAAACCAAUUCGUAAAUAUACUGCAUUAAAGAUAAGAAAAGAUAUGCGAUUCAAAAUUGGUUAUAAAUUCCGACUUUUCCGUGAUACAUCUGAACAAGAUCUGAUUGUAAACAUGCCCAUUUUUGAAACUAUAUAACUGCUACAAGCACUUUCACAUAAUGAGUUGCAUAUCCGUUUCAGAUACUUUGUACUAAAUUAUUCUUUACUUUUAAUGAAUAAUCUUGUUUGCAGUGAACACCACUUAUCACAAAUCAAACAUCCACAAUAACGCAUUGUUCUGAAUAUAUUUUGAUACUAAAUACAAUUUGAGUCGAGAUUCUAAGAAGUCAUUUCAUAAACUAUUUUAAAAUGUAUCUGGAAACCGAUCCGGAUAAACGAAGCACAAUUUUCAGAAUAAUGUCCAGCACCAAGAACCUAGGAUAUGUCCUAUAGGCAAUACGGUUUUACACCAAAGAAAUUAUAUACUUGCUAACACUAACUCACAAGUCAAAGUAAAAAUAAUAA
Diprion similis is the source of this 2645-nucleotide messenger RNA. It is a transcript of the gene wda, whose product is annotated as TAF5-like RNA polymerase II p300/CBP-associated factor-associated factor 65 kDa subunit 5L. Gene Ontology annotation, cellular component: transcription factor TFIID complex. Bases 116 to 1879 code for a protein of 587 amino acids. The record is from RefSeq and is a predicted model, not a curated record. Gene Ontology annotation, biological process: transcription initiation at RNA polymerase II promoter. Gene Ontology annotation, molecular function: protein binding; RNA polymerase II general transcription initiation factor activity. NCBI's taxonomy places the organism in Eukaryota, Metazoa, Arthropoda, Insecta, Hymenoptera, Diprionidae. The transcript has 10 exons.